Molecule: messenger RNA, 4707 nt
Organism: Triplophysa rosa
Lineage: Eukaryota; Metazoa; Chordata; Actinopteri; Cypriniformes; Nemacheilidae
Product: Transitional endoplasmic reticulum ATPase
Exons: 19
Coding region: 2029-4449 (806 amino acids)
Biological process (GO): autophagosome maturation; mitotic spindle disassembly; retrograde protein transport, ER to cytosol
Cellular component (GO): cytosol; VCP-NPL4-UFD1 AAA ATPase complex; nucleus
Molecular function (GO): ATP binding; ATP hydrolysis activity; polyubiquitin modification-dependent protein binding
Source: RefSeq, a predicted model, not a curated record
UUAAAUUCUGCAGGUCACUCUGUUGGAUUCCUUUCAUCUCGGAUUUGCUAUCCGUAUCAUUCUGGAAUGCCACAAUUGAUGGCUGUGUUACAUUUGUAAAUAUCCGUUUUUGAGGAGAAGUCCCAAGUUGAAAAGAAAUGAUCGAAUUCCUUCACCAGCAGAAUGUGUCUGAAUGUCUACAGACGGCCCUAAAGCCUUGCAGCUUUGAAACGUUAAAACUGAUCAAAUACAUCAAACUAUCGCUUUUGUUGUAUUGUUGGACCUGAGGAAAGAGCUUGUAUAAAACAAUCAAGUAAUAAUGGACGUUUCUAUUUAAAACAUUACGAGAAAUGUCUUUAGUGGGAGAUGUGGAUGCAUACAAACCUUUUUCAAACAAAAGACAUUGAAGUGUAAACUUUACCUCCAUUGUCCUGUAUCUUAAAAAAUUAAAUUGGAUGGAUCCAUCGGACUGAUAAAUGGGACUGUUACUGUUUACCGAAGGCUUUUGUUAUAGUUCUGUUCAAAUUGUGAAGAAUCUCUGGAUGGGUUUAUAUUGCACUGUGGAGCAGGUCAAUCGGAUAUUGAAUUAUAGAAACAUUUGGUUUUGCUGACAAUUAACCCACUUGAAUUCCUAUUUGUCUACAACUAUUUAUUUUUUGUUUGUUUUUUUAUAGUGUGUUUUUUAUUGUAUUUCCUUGACUCGAGUGUGCAAAGGUACUUUGAUUUACAUAAUUAUACAGACGUUACACAAUGUAAUUCUAAGGCCGUAGUCAAGCAUUGUCAACACAUUUCACGCUGAACUCAAAAACCUUCUGUAAAAUGUCACCAAAACUGUGUUUAUUGUAGAAAUGUCUUACAAGCCUCGUUUUCAUGUUUACCCUGUGCAGUUAAAAGGCAAACUUAAAAAUAUUUCCAGCAUACCCUAGUUGUGAUUUAAUUUCCGAGUGAAGCAUGACAGUGAGAAAAAAAGUGGAUACACAUAGGGAAUUGAAUUAAAACUCAACCAGCCUGUGUGACAUUAGCCAAAAGGCCACUUUUGCACAUUCGGCAAUAAAACAAAUUCCACCAAAUAUUUCACUGUGAUAGUUCACCCAACAAUGAAAAUUCGGUCAUCAUUUAAACCUGUAUGACUUUCCUACUCCUGCAGAACACAAAAGAAGUUAUUUUGAAGAAAGUUGUUAACUGGCGCCCAUUUCCUUACAUUGGUUUUGUGUCCACACAAUAGAAGUGAAUGGGGGCCAGUUACCAACUUUCUUCAAAAUACCUUCUUUUGUGUUGUGCAGAAGAAAGAAAGUCAUACAGGUUUGAAAUGGCAAGAGGGUGACAGAAGUUUCAUUUUUAUGUGUACUAUCCCUUUAAAUAAGGCUUAUAGUGCAGGUAAAGGAUGACCCCUUGGUCUGCCAGCAGAGGACAGCAUAGACACCAAAACAUUGAGUCUGGAAUCCAAUUGUAAAUGCCAUUGAGCUGAUAUAAUUUACAAAAGUCAACAGUAUCCACCUUGAGGUUUAAAGUAGCUGUAAAUGACGCAAAAACAGAAUAAUGCAUUCCACUUUUCCAUUUUGCCCUUUUCUGCAUUCACACUGCGAGUUUUAUUUUGAAAGAACGUCUGAUCUUUCGAACUGAACAGCAAUUGUUUCUCUGUGUCAAUGCAAUGCAAUGUAAGUCGCUUUGGAUAAAAGCGUGCAUUAAAAGAACAUUUUAAAUAACCAUAUGCGCAAUAUUGCAUGCGUGUGUGUUUGUUAUAAUGAAAGUAUGCGGAAUGUCUGGAAUGAGUUGGGUGGGAAAGGGACAGAAAGACAAUGACCAAGAGGACAAACACGUUCAGUUUAUAACUAUAGAAUAACAAAUAAAAUGCAGACUUUAAGUACGUCUGUACAUGUGCAUGUUACACUGAAUAUUGAGUUAACAUGUGGUGGGAUGGGUUUUAGAGACCGAGUGUGUAGCAGAGGGCGACACACAAACACAGUUAUAGGCAUGGAGCCUGUUGUCACACUGCGUACCGAACUGCACUGAACGAUUACAAACUCCAACAGGACACCGAGACUCAGCAUGCCCACUACAGGAGCCUCUGGAGACCCAAAGUCUGAGGAUUUCUCCACUGCCAUUUUGAAACAGAAGAUUCGACCGAAUCGACUCAUUGUGGAUGAAGCUGCCAAUGAGGACAACAGCAUUGUGUGCCUGUCACAGGCUAAAAUGGAGGAGCUGCAGUUAUUCCGUGGAGAUACGGUGGUGUUACGUGGUCGGAAACGAAGGCAGACGGUCUGCAUCGUUCUCACAGACGACACGUGCAGCAACGAACGGGUGCGCAUGAACCGGGUCACCCGAAAUAAUCUGCGUGUGCGCCUUGGUGAUGUCAUCAGUAUCCACGCCUGUCCAGAUGUGAAAUACGGGAAGCGCAUCCAUGUUCUACCCAUUGAUGACACCAUUGAAGGGCUGACUGGCAACCUGUUUGAGGUUUUCCUAAAGCCUUAUUUCCUGGAGGCCUACCGACCUGUUCACAAAGGUGAUAUAUUUUUGGUAAGAGGGGGUAUGAGAGCAGUGGAGUUUAAGGUGGUAGAAACAGAUCCCACCCCUCAUUGCAUCGUUGCUCCAGAUACCAUUACCCACUGUGAGGGAGAGCCUAUCAAACGAGAGGAUGAGGAGGAGAGUCUGAAUGACAUUGGCUAUGAUGACAUCGGGGGCUGUCGUAAACAGCUGGCUCAGAUUAAAGAGAUGGUGGAGCUGCCUCUCAGGCAUCCCGGCCUGUUCAAAGCCAUUGGAGUCAAGCCCCCGAGGGGAAUUCUGCUGUACGGUCCACCCGGCACAGGCAAGACUCUGGUGGCUCGUGCCGUUGCUAAUGAGACGGGAGCUUUCUUCUUCCUCAUCAAUGGGCCUGAAAUCAUGAGUAAGCUGGCGGGAGAGUCCGAGAGCAACCUGCGAAAAGCUUUCGAGGAGGCCGAAAAAAAUGCCCCUGCGAUCAUCUUCAUUGAUGAGCUGGAUGCAAUCGCUCCAAAACGAGAGAAGACUCACGGGGAGGUUGAGCGAAGGAUCGUGUCUCAGCUGCUAACCCUGAUGGAUGGCCUGAAGCAACGUGUUCAUGUUGUUGUCAUGGCGGCCACAAACAGACCCAACAGCGUGGACCCCGCGCUUCGCCGUUUUGGUCGGUUUGACCGUGAGAUUGACAUUGGCAUCCCUGACUCCACGGGCAGGCUUGAGAUUUUACAGAUUCACACCAAAAACAUGAAACUGUCGGACGAUGUGGAUCUGGAACAGAUCUCCACUGAAACACAUGGUCAUGUGGGAGCAGAUUUGGCGGCUUUGUGUUCAGAGGCAGCACUUCAGGCCAUCCGUAAAAAGAUGAUGCUGAUUGAUCUAGAGGAUGACAGCAUUGAUGCAGAUCUUCUGAACUCGCUCGCUGUCACAAUGGAUGACUUCAAGUGGGCUCUGAGUCAGAGUAACCCAUCGGCUCUGAGGGAGACCGUAGUGGAGGUUCCUCAGGUAAACUGGGAGGACAUUGGAGGACUAGAUGAGGUGAAGAGAGAGUUACAGGAGCUUGUGCAGUAUCCGGUAGAGCAUCCUGAAAAAUUCCUAAAGUUUGGAAUGACUCCAUCGAGAGGGGUUCUGUUCUACGGCCCACCGGGUUGUGGAAAAACCCUACUUGCUAAAGCCAUUGCCAACGAGUGCCAGGCUAACUUUGUGUCCAUUAAAGGCCCAGAGCUGCUCACCAUGUGGUUUGGUGAAUCAGAAGCAAACGUCAGAGACGUGUUUGAUAAGGCGCGGCAGGCUGCCCCAUGCAUUUUGUUUUUCGAUGAACUGGACUCCAUUGCUAAAGCACGAGGGGGCGGUGCCGGUGAUGCGGGGGGCGCGGCCGACAGGGUCAUUAACCAGAUUCUGACAGAAAUGGAUGGGAUGACCAACAAGAAAAACGUCUUUAUCAUUGGUGCCACCAACAGGCCUGAUAUCAUUGAUCCUGCUAUCCUGAGGCCUGGUCGCUUGGAUCAGUUGAUUUAUAUCCCUCUGCCUGACAUCCCCUCCCGCUCUGCCAUCCUAAGAGCCAACCUCCGCAAGUCCCCUAUCGCUAAGGAUGUAGACCUGGCAUAUCUGUCCCGGAUAACAGAGGGCUUCUCAGGAGCAGACCUGACUGAGAUCUGUCAAAGAGCCUGUAAGCUUGCCAUAAGAGAAGCUAUAGAAGCAGAGAUCCGUGCUGAGAGACAGCGGCAGGCCAGGAAAGAAACUGCUAUGGAUGAUGAUUAUGACCCAGUGCCUGAGAUCAGGAAGGAUCAUUUUGAGGAAGCCAUGACAUUUGCUCGUCGGUCGGUCAGUGACAACGACAUACGCAAGUAUGAGAUGUUCGCUCAGACCUUGCAGCAGAGCCGGGGAUUUGGCAACUUUAGGUUUCCAACAGCACCUCAGUCAGGUGGAGGUCAAGGGUCAGGCCAAGGCUCAGGGGGUCAUUUUAGGGAUGAUGGAGAUGAUGAUCUCUAUCAGUAAUCAAGGUCUUUUACCAGCCCCAGACCUGUAAUGUGUGAGACAAUAAAUUCAUUAACUUCUGGAAUCUGCACAUUUGGAUUAUUUACAGGGAUAUCUCACAUGGAUUUUACAAUUGUGACAGAAAUAUAACGUUUAAUACCUAUUAUUCACACUUAGCUGGUGGUUUUAUGUGAUGGUGAUAUGUAGAUGGUGUUGUACGUGUGUUGAUGUGAACGUGUGUGUCUGACACUAAUAAAGAUAUUUUAAUAAAGUUCUUAG